AUGCUUUUGGUCAAAGAUCUCCACCGACUCACUCCCUGCUUUUGCUCCUCUUCAACCUCUCCAGCUUCUCUUUAUCUCUUCUUCCCAUUCGUCUUCUACCGACAGAUUUUGAUGUUUUCACCUUUGACUUAUUGUCUUCUUCACCAUCUCUCUUCACCUUCUACUCUGUCAUCAUCAACAAAGUGGUUUUCCGAUUAUCGCACUAGUUGUAUUUCCUUCACACAUCCUUCGACGGAUUCCAAUACCGAUGACUCAAUAACGUUAUGGAGAAGAUUCUUGGCAAAGCUUCCGCAGAGGUUGGUUUAUGGAGAAAAAGCGGAAGCACCAAUUGCAAUUGGGUUUGAUGAUUUCAUUGCAGUUGCAUUAAGCGAUGCUGGAUUUUAUCAAAAGGCUUAUCUGGAGAUUAAUAAAACAGACAGAAAUAGAGUUGUUAUUACAUAA
Messenger RNA from Lactuca saligna, 441 nucleotides. NCBI's taxonomy places the organism in Eukaryota, Viridiplantae, Streptophyta, Magnoliopsida, Asterales, Asteraceae. The record is from the annotation of a GenBank genome assembly.